AUGAGUGUUCUACAUCUCCUCCUCACUCUCUCGCUACUCAUCUCUGUUUCAGGAGCAAAAUUCUCCGGCCGACCAGGAAUCAACUACGGCCAGCUCGGGAACAACCUCCCGUCACCGUCAGACUCAGUCAACCUCAUCAAAUCACUAAACGCGAAACGCGUCAAGCUCUACGACGCAAACYCAAAAAUCCUCGCCGCUUUAAACGCCACCGACAUUGCCGUCUCCGUCAUGGUCCCUAACGAGCUCAUCAUCAACAUCUCGAAAUCGGAAUCACUCUCCGACGACUGGAUCCGAUCAAACAUCCUCCCGUUUUACCCAUCCACCAAGAUCCGUUACCUCCUCGUCGGCAACGAGAUCCUCUCUUCCACAGAUUCCGACCUCAAAUCAGCUCUCGUUCCGGCAAUGCGCAAGAUCCAACGGUCGUUAAAGUCCCUCGGCGUCAAAAAAGUCAAAGUCGGGACCACACUCGCCGUCGACGUACUCCAAUCGUCGUUUCCUCCGUCGAGCGGCGAGUUCCGGUCUGAUAUUUCCGGUUCGGUUAUGAAACCGAUGCUACAGUUCUUAAACCGGACUAAAUCGUUUUUAUUCGUUGACGUUUACCCGUAUUUCGCUUGGGCACAAGAUCCGACCCAUGUGGAUCUCGAUUACGCCAUUUUCGAAUCUAACAACGUCACCGUAACGGAUCCGGUCACGAAUCUGACCUACCACAACCUCUUCGACCAAAUGAUCGACGCUUUCGUCUUCGCUAUGAAACGAAUCGGGUAUCCGGAUCUUCGGAUCUGGGUCGCGGAAACGGGUUGGCCCAAUAAUGGAGAUUACGACCAGAUCGGAGCGAAUAUCUACAACGCCGCAACUUACAAUCGCAACGUCGUCAAGAAACUCGCCGCCGACCCACCCCUGGGUACUCCGGCACGACCCGGAAAAGUCCUUCCAGCGUUUAUUUUCGCGCUUUACAACGAGAAUCAGAAAACGGGUCCGGGUACGGAGCGGCAUUUCGGGCUUUUGCAUCCGAACGGAUCUCAGGUCUACGAGAUCGAGUUAUCCGGGAAGACGACGGAGUACAAGGAAUCGUUGCCGGCGCCGCUGAAUAACGAGUUGUACAAAGGGAAGAUAUGGUGCGUGGUGGCUAAAGGAGCGAAUUGGACUCAGCUUGGUGAUGCUCUAUCGUACGCUUGCUCACAGGGGAAUAAUACUUGUGACCCGAUUCAAUCCGGAGGCCCAUGUCAUAAACCGGAUUUAACCGUUUUGCACGCUAGCUAUGCUUUUAGCUCUUAUUGGGCCCAAUUUCGUAAAUCCGGUGGGACUUGUUCCUUCAAUGGCCUCGCUACUCAAACCAUUAAAGAUCCAAGUUAUGGACGCUGCGAGUUUCCGAGUGUGACAUUGUGA
Messenger RNA from Arabis nemorensis, 1386 nucleotides. The record is from the annotation of a GenBank genome assembly. Lineage: Eukaryota; Viridiplantae; Streptophyta; Magnoliopsida; Brassicales; Brassicaceae.